UUUAAUGUCUUUGUGUACAUAUGUGUGUGUGUUAUUUUUUUCCUUUUUAAAAUUUGAGGUCGGGUCCCUCUAUGUAGCCCGAGCUGGCCUACAUUUCACUAUACAGGCUUAGUGGUGGUUUUAGUGAGGGGAAGCUUGGUGUUUUUGAUGGCUUGUUUUGUUGAGUUGGAAUUUUUGUAGCUGGUGCUUAGAGUCUACUCACUAAGACAACAGGGCCACAAACAAGCCCUUCUUUGUGUUUUUCUGGAAACUGUGUAACUUCAGCGUUUUUCUCUUGGGUUUGUAAGCUCUUGUGCUAGUGCCCGUGGGGAGGGGGUGAUGGCUGAGAUUGGGUUUGUUUUUCUCUACUGCCGGAGACUGCUGAGUGGUGUGUGGGUGCUGUGACACCCCUGUGGCGCCCAGAACUGUUGAGUUCUGAGGCUGCGGGGCUGCCAGGCUGGGGCCGCAGUUGCUGUUUUCUCUGGGACUGCUCAUUGCUGAAGAGACAGUGACUCACAGAAGACCACGCUGACCUCCAGGUGAAGCUGGAACCCACGCCUGACCCACCUGGAUCAGCGGCUGUCUCAGAGUGCCGUGCCCAUGUCACAUGGGGCAGGCUCCAGCUGAGCGGGUGGCCCGAGCCCACCCACUUCCGUCCUCCGGGUGAGUGGCCCAUCCUGAUGUGAGAGCACCUCCCUCACUCCCCCAAAGGAUGCUCUGAGGUCUGCUGCACAGCUGGGAACUGACUUCACCACAGACCUUCAGCCGAAGAGGCUCAGGUCUCCCUGGGCCCCAAGACCCUCCCUGUACCUAGAUCGCUCAGUUCUGUCUGUCUGUCUUUCUGUCUGUCUGUCCCCCAGCCCCAUGCUUCAGGCUGCUCCCUCUUCUUUUACACUUGUGACCUUGCCCACUCCCCUGCCAGCCCUCCCUGCCGGUGCUCAUGGUUCCACGAGGCCCAUGCCUCUGUUCCCUGGCUUGCCCACCCGAGAGGCACCAAGCAUCUGCUUCAGCACCAUCUCAAGGGUCCUUGGAGCGUCAUUCCUAAGGGGCCCACAGAAUCCCCGGUGGUCACCACAGAGGCUGUCACAGUGGAAGGCAAGAGAGACAGCCACAGCUUGGAGGACGGUGCAUGUACUGGUGAGGCCCGUUCCCAGGGCUUCUCUGCACCAACGGCCGUGGAGGAACACUAGCAUGUUGUGUGGUUACAUGUCUUGUGAAGUCUUCCUUCAUCUGCGUGGUACAGCUCACCACAGCUGCUGUGAGGUCCCCUAGGUGGAAUGACACCCUGUGGACAGUGGCCUGCCCUGUGAGGCCAUCAGUGGUGCAGGAGCCCCCUGUGCUUCUCCCUGCCCAUCUGCUGCCACGGGGUACGUAGGGGUCUCGUACAAAUACUUCUUAGCGUCUCCUGACAGCUCCAGCCCAACUCUGAACUCGAUGCAGUUUACUGUUAGGGCAGAAGCACCCUCAAAGCAAACAAAGACCUGCCGGCGAGCCAGGCCCUCGGAUGAAACAUUCUUACAAGUUAAGCUUCAGUAGAGACCUGGCUGUGAAUUGUAGCAACUUUCGGUGGGCUCUGCUUGGACGACCAUAUUUAGCCAGUCAGGAUCUGGCUCUGUCCACCUGGUGCCCUGUAAGUUUGUCCUCUUUCCUGCCUUGGCCUCUGAGACACCACUACGCUUCACCCGUGGACAGGAAUGGACAGGGAUUCAGUCUUGUGGCAGUUCCCAGUCCCCAGACAUGGAGACCACCCACCAUUUCAGAGACCCGCUGCUCCUGAAGUCGGGAAGAGCUGUGAUGCUUCUCAGCCCUGCAGGCUUGCUCUACAAGGGCUGGCCCUUGUUUGGCACCGGAAGCCCUCUGAGAAGUUUGGACAUAACACUCCCCAGAGCUGCCGAUCGGCUGGCUCUGAAAUGGACGGCUCCUGUUUGGCAUCCCAAGGCCUCAGAGAGCUUUGCGCAACAGUAUUUCCGGGAGUUGAAUCAGCUCUCGGCUAGCAUCCUGCAGCUACGGUGAACUAAAACCUGUUACGUUUCAAUCCCGUGUAGCAAUUUGUUUUUAUCCCAUUUCCAGUUUGUCCCCACUGAUUACACAGCGUCUCCCGUUUGUAAAAUCUCUGUCUGCCCGCCACAUUCUUGGAGAAGGUUGGGACAAGGACCCAGUUGGGGACAGGUUUCCUGCAACUGUCUCACAACUGGAAGGCCAGCUGCAAUGUUCCUGGGUCCUGGCUCGCCCCUCACAAUGGGCCCAGCCAUCGGGGAAAGCUGUCUUUUAUUCAACGCGGAGACGACAGCUUCUCCCUGUGAGCCAUGGUGUGCCAGCCCCGGUGCUAGAGUAGCGGCUCUUCGUCUUGGUUUGUGUCAGCAGCCUCCGGAGGGUGUGCCGCCACGAGGGUGGCUGGUCUCCUGCUAUUUCCACAAGCUCCUGGUAUUUAUUGCUGCUGGGUCAAGGGCUACAGUUUAAGGACUAUGCUCUGGAGAAGGCAGUAUAAAACCAAAGUGGGCAGUGACGGAGGGAGCGGGCAGGGCAGGACCCAGGACUUAGUCUCCAGCACGAGUAUUCAGAGGUGGGGCAUUUGAGAGGUGACUGAGUCCUGACAGUGCUAGCCUUCAGGGAAAAAAUGGCUUCACUCGUGGUUUCACAGGGGACGGGUUUGGAAGAAGGGGCUUUAUCAUAAGCGUUCUCUGGGGCGGGCUGUAGGGGUGUUGCUCAUGAUACAGCACUUACUCAAUAUUUACACAGCAUGCCUCAUACCAGCACCACAAGUAAGCAUGUGUUUGCGCUACCCCGUGUCCCUCCCCUUCUGUACCAACAGGCUUUGAGCAGCUUUGUACCCACAAUGCUCCUUGUUGUGUUGUUUGGCCUAAAAGUAACAGCCCACCAGCUGUGGACUGAAACCUUGGAAACCGUGAGCCUAUGUCCUCCUUUAAGGUGACUUCCUUGGGUAUUAUUUUACAGUGACAGAGAAUUAACUAACUCGGGGUCAUUAGCUGCCUGGGUUUUCUUAACUUAGCAACAGCCUUGUCUAGAGCCUGCCCAGCUCAGAAGCUGAGAGCUGCAGCGUUAGGACCAGCAGUGUCUCCCUCCGGAAGCACUCAAGCACUUGUGUGGAUGGCUUUAGUGCUUGCCCCGGAACUGUUGGGAGGCUGGAGGAAUAUUUAAUGGGCAGGGCUGAGUGGAAGGAGCUUAAUCAUGAUGGGCAUGUCCUUGAGGGGAACAGUGUGUCCCGACCCACCCCCCGGUCUGCUUCUUCUCAUAGGCUGUCAUGAGGCGAACGAACAGACCUGCUCUGUGAGGCACCGCCCUGUGAUGUUCUGCCUGACACAGGCUCCCUAGCAAACCAGAGACCAAAGCCUACAGCAUCGUGAGCCAAAAUAACCCUUUCCUUCUGUGUUUUUCUUUCAUCAAAAUUUUCCUUUUUACCUUCUUUUCUUUCUCUCUUUUCUUUUUUCUUUUUUUGGAGACAGAGCUUGCUGUGUAGCCCUGGCUGCCCUGGAAUUCACUGUGUAGACCAGGCUGGCCUCAACUCACAGAGAACGGCCUACCUCUGCUCCCGCACUGCCCGCAGUGCUGAGAUUAAAGGCAUAGCCAGUCUGGCUUUGUUGAGACUGGGUCUCAUUAUGUAGCCUAGCUUGAACUUGAGUUUCUGAUCUUCCUUCCUUACAAGUUGAUUUUCUUUAGUCUUUUGUCACAGUAGGGAAAACUGACUGACAAUCAAACCAGGUCGAUUCUUCCCUCACAUUCCGAGUUUCGGCACACCUUCCUGUCACCCCCGAUGCUCACAUCCCUCUCAACUACAAAGGUCCCCCAACUACUUGCCGUGGCUCCCGGGACCCCCACCCUCUGCUCACCCUUUUAUCUGCCUCCCCCACAGCAGCAGAAGCCAAUCACACGAAGGCUCUAGAGUGUCCCUAAUGUCCCUCCUUAGCCGGUGUGGCCUUAGCCGGUGACCACAUUCUGAGUUUCCCUGCAUCCCUGGUGUGGACAUUAUGUGGACAAUAGUUAGGGGUUCUAUUACUGUAAGAAACACCACGGCGGGAGGGAAGGGCUUAUUUGGUUCCACAACCCAGUCUGUCAUCAAAGGCAGUCAGGGCAGGGACUCCAGACAGGAACCUAGAGGCAGGAGCUGAAGCAGAAGCCAUGUACGGAUGCUGCUUGUUCCUCGUGGCUUCCUUGGCCUCUUGCUUGUGGCACCCAGGACCUCCUGCCCCAGAGUGGUACCACCCACAGUGGGCUGGGCCCUCCCUCAUCAAGCUAUCAAAAAAAUGCCGACAGACCAAUGUUAUGGAAGCAUGUUUUCAGCUGAGAGUCCUCAAAUGACGCUAGCUUGUGCCAAGCUGACAAAACCCCUCCACAGCUCGUCUCUAGCCUUAGAUCUGGGUACCGCUCUCACCGUCUGGCUCGUUUGUCCUCUGCCGUAUCUGCCCUGACUGUGCCAUCAUGGCUGCUUUUCAUGGAGACCUUAGCCACCUGUGGAAGCAUCACCAUCUCCUUCAUGUCCUCUUGCUUACAACCGUCACCGUCCCCUCUAAAGCGUUUUAUCUAUCACUAUUCUGUCACCAGAGGGCAAAUUCAAGAAGGACAAGAGCUGUGUCCCCAGAACAGGAACUCAAAGACAUCUGACCAAGUCAGAGGACGCCGCAGCAGGAAGUGGACGCAGGGGAUGAGAGCAGACCUGUGGAGCGGUGGCCGCUGUGGCCCUGGUUCCUGCGUGGGUUUAACUUCUGAGCUGGGGUAUCAGCGGAGAUGGCCUGCUCCACAAAGCCAGCGUGCUAGCAGGGUGGGGCACAUCCUGUGUGACAGAUCAGUGUGUCAGGUCUCCAGGGCUGCUAUCAUGGGUUAGGUUUGGGUGCCCAAAUUCCUAGAAAUGCCAAGGUACCAAGGACACAGUAAGAGGUCAUGCCCCUCAGAGAGAUUCCACAAGACUCUGAACCUGCUGCCACUGAGAUGAUGAUGAUGAUUUGAGACAGGGUUUCUCUGUGUAGCCCUAGCUGUCUUAGAACUGGCUCUUAUACACCAGGCUGGCUGGCCUGGAACUCACAGAGAUCCGCCUGCCUCUGCCUCCCAAGUGCUGGGAUUAAAGGCGUGUGCCAGCACCACCCGGCUGCCACUGGGAUCUUGAACUGUUUUAGGUAGGAGAACAAAUCCCAUCAUCUCAUCUUGAGAUAGCCUCACCUCUGACUAAGGCAGUCUAGAAGAGACAUUCCUGGGGACAGCGCCUUCUGAAGGGCUGGGUCUGCUCCAAGUCCAGGAGUAUAGUGGGUGGGCUGUCUCUGCAUCAGGGUUUCAACAACUCUUAGGAGCCUGCAGUUGUGGCUCCCUGGCCGCCUGGUACCUCUGGAUCACAAGUGAGUGCCGGUGCCCUGUGAAACUGCCUAGCUCAGCUUGGCCCUAAGAAACUCAGGGAGUCUGUGCAGAGGGUCUAGACCGCAAUGCUGGGGCCCCAGAGGAGUAGGGGCUGCCUGGGCAGGAGAAUGACCCUAACCGGGCAUUCUGGAAGUCUUUGGCCUCCGAACUAGGUGAGGCAAACCCAGAAACCCCGCCCCGCCCCACUCAUGAGGCCCCACCCCCUAUGGGUUCAGCAGACAUCCUUCCUGCACUCUACAAGUGUCCCGCUCCCUACUUUGAAGGCGACUCCUCCUCCACCCUGAGGUCCAGCCCCUGCCUCGGAUCUUCAGCCCACACCAACCAGAACAGCCCCAGGCCUCCAGUAAGCCCCACCCUGAAGGCCCUGAGGCUUCCCUGGCUCACUGAGGAGUUCGCCGUCCCAGCCAUGGCUCGCGCUGCGGGACGUGAGCGGCGGCUGCUGGCCAUCUACACUGGCGGCACCAUCGGCAUGAGGAGCGAGGGCGGCGUGCUGGUGCCCGGGAGAGGCCUGGCCGCUGUCCUGAGGACACUUCACAUGUUCCACGAUGAAGAGUACGCCCAGGCUCACCGCCUACCCGAGGAUACGCUGGUGCUACCCCUGGCCGGUCCUGACCAGAGGAUCCUCUACACGGUGCUGGAGUGCCAGCCACUCUUCGACUCCAGUGACAUGACCAUCACUGAGUGGGUUCAGAUUGCCCAGACCAUAGAGAGACACUACACACAGUACCAGGGCUUCGUGGUCAUCCACGGCACGGACACCAUGGCCUUUGCCGCCUCGGUGCUUUCCUUCAUGCUGGAAAACCUCCAGAAGCCCGUCAUCCUCACCGGUGCCCAGGUGCCUAUCCAUGCCCUGUGGAACGAUGGCCGUGAGAACCUGCUGGGGGCACUGCUCAUGGCUGGCCAGUACAUCAUUCCUGAGGUCUGCCUGUUCUUCCAGAAUCAGCUCUUCCGGGGCAAUCGGACAACCAAGGUGGACGCUCGGAGGUUUGCAGCCUUCUGCUCCCCCAACCUGCCCCCUCUGGCCACUGUGGGUGCCGAUGUCACAAUUAACCGAGAGCUGGUGCGGAAGGCCAGCGGGAAGGACCGUCUGGUGGUGCAUAGCAGCAUGGAGCGUGACGUGGGCCUGCUCCGCCUUUACCCUGGGAUUCCUGCCUCCCUGGUCCGGACCUUCCUGCGGCCCCCGCUGAAAGGUGUGGUCAUGGAGACCUUCGGCUCUGGGAAUGGGCCCACCAAGCCGGACCUGCUUCUUGAGCUGCGGGAGGCAGCAGAACAAGGCCUGAUCAUUGUCAACUGCACCCACUGCCUUCAGGGGGCUGUGACUUCGGACUAUGCGUCUGGCAUGGCCAUGGCAGGAGCUGGCAUUGUCUCAGGAUUCGACAUGACGUCGGAGGCUGCUCUGGCCAAACUGUCCUAUGUGCUGGGCCAGCCAGGGCUGACCCUGGAUGACAGGAAGAAGCUGCUGGCCAAGAAUCUUCGUGGGGAGAUGACGCUGCCCAUGACAGAUGAGCGCCGGUCCUCGCUGCAAGAUGGCAUGUUGGGCUGCAGGGUAGCAUGGCUUCUCAGUCUGAAUGGCAGCCAGGAGGCUGAUGCCAUGCAGGAUGUCCUGAUGCCCAGCCUGGCCCUGGCUGCAGCUCAUGCUGGUGACCUAGACACUCUGCAGGCCUUUGUGGAGCUGGGCAGAGACCUCAACCUGAAGGACUGCAGCGGUCAAACCCCACUGCACGCAGCUGCGCGGAGGGGCCAUGCUGCAGUGGUCGCCAUGCUGCUACAGAGGGGUGUGGACGUGAACGCCCGUAAUGAAGACGGCCAUAGCCCGCUGCUGCUGGCCGUGAGGGGCAGGCAUCAGGGUGUCAUUGGGCUGCUGCGGGCUGCUGGGGCUUGCCUGUCUCCCCAGGAGCUGGAGGACGUUGGGACAGAACUGUGCAGGCUGGCAUCCAGGGCAGACAGUGAAGGCCUGAGGGCGUGGUGGCAGGCAGGGGCCGACCUGGGACAGCUGGGCUAUGAUGGACACUGUGCCCUGCAAGUAGCUGAAGCAGCUGGGAAUGCUGAUGUGGUGGCCCUGCUACAGAGCUUUAAGGACAGGCUCAGUGCCCAGCCCCAGGCCCACUAAGUCCCGGGCCGGGCUGACGUCCCCCCAGUGAGCUCCCAUUGGUCUGAAGCUGGACCCUGGCACCUGGUAUUCCAGAGCCGGCUCUGCAGGCAGCCUGAGGAGGUGGAGUGCACAGAUGCAUUGUCCAGAGCCUUUCGUGGGGCUCUGGGAGGAGCAGUCUGAUGGAGAUACAAGCUGGAGCUUCAUGUAGGCCAGGCCCACCUCAGACCUUCACCCUGCCCAGUCUUGAGCUGGGAGGGCCUGGGCUGCCCAGCUGACUUCCGUUCCCUUUGCAUUGUUGGAGUUUUGAGACCGGCUGGGCUACCCCGCCUCCUGGGAAUGGCUGGACUACAGACACAGGGCACCUGCGGCGGAGUAGGGGGAGCCCUGCUUCUGGACAUAUCCUCCAUACGUCGUCCUCCAUGCAUCCUCCAGGAAGUCCUCCUUGGCUCCCAACCUGCCAUUCCGCGAGGUGAUCCUUACUGCCGGAGGGACCUCAGGCACAUACCAGCAGCUCCUGUUAAGCUGCCUCCUAGCCUGCUGGCGUGGCAGAUCUGGAGGUCUCUGAUGAGCAGAAUGCCAAUAAAAUUGUGGGGACAGCUGCUGCUUGACCUGGAUA
Messenger RNA from Mesocricetus auratus (golden hamster), 8051 nucleotides. RefSeq names its product asparaginase (gene Aspg). Gene Ontology annotation, molecular function: protein binding; asparaginase activity. The coding region runs from base 5549 to 7453 and encodes 634 amino acids. The transcript is spliced from 15 exons. Gene Ontology annotation, biological process: amino acid metabolic process. Lineage: Eukaryota; Metazoa; Chordata; Mammalia; Rodentia; Cricetidae. The record is from RefSeq and is a predicted model, not a curated record.